Molecule: messenger RNA, 548 nt
Organism: Medicago truncatula (barrel medic)
Lineage: Eukaryota; Viridiplantae; Streptophyta; Magnoliopsida; Fabales; Fabaceae
Exons: 1
Coding region: 92-337 (81 amino acids)
Source: RefSeq, a predicted model, not a curated record
GAACUUCUCCGUGCAUAUUCUUUCAAUUCAACAGCAUUCAUUUCAUCAUCCAAAAACUAUAUUAUUUGUUAGCACAAAAUUUGAUCUGAAGAUGGAUAGUAGCUUAGGAGACAUGUUAUUGAAGGUGGCUAUGUUCGUCCUAGUCCAAGCUUUGGUGUACCUUAUCCUUUCAAAUUCAUCAAACAUAUUCUCCAAGAACAUCAAGAGAUCAAACAGCUUCAAGCCGGCGCGUUCCGUGAGUAUUCGUCGGAUGUUGGCUUAUCUCUCCGAUUUUCCUCCUGAAGGAGAACCAUCUCCUUCUACAAUGAGUCCUCAAUCACAAGCAACUCAGAGUUAGAAUCAAGUUUGUAUCAAGUAUGGCUCAGGCUGUUUGUAAAUAAUUUAUCUUAUUGUGAGGUUAGAGAGGAUAUUGCAAAAUUAGUUAAACAAUUCUAAGUAAAUUAUGGUGGGGUCUUAAAUUCUUUUAUUCAUUUAGCUUUUAAAUCAUAUAUCAUGUAAUAUAUUUAUGAAUGGAAUUGGAUUGGUAGUAGUUUGUUUUUGUUUGUAUA